AUGGCGGCCUCUUCCUAUCUGCUGGAGCUGGACGAGCGACGAGAACGGCUCCUGGCUGAGGUCGUGGACCACCUUGGUGUUCCAUCGGGCUCUGCAGAGCAUGAAGUGGCCCUGUCGUUCGCGGCGAGCUCCCUGGCACAUCAUGACCACAUGGACGCCGAGAGCAACAAGGUUGAGGCAGCAAUCUGCAGCUUCGCCGAGAAGUUUGUGAUGCACGGCAAGACCGUGAACGCAACGCGGUUGCUCCUGCUAGCCUCUAGCCUAACCGGCAAGCCCAUGAGGGUGGAGGGCCACCGCAUGGAUACGGGCGGCGUCAACAAAACGGCGGCGGCUUCGCCGCCGCUGGAGCACCCUUACGCCGCGCUCGCUCUCGCUCUAGCCCUCUCGGGCUCGCAAAGGUGGGCUGCCGCAAGGGAGGCGGAGGUGGAGGGAGACGAGAAGGAAGGGGACACUCCAGAUGCCGAGAGCGUCGAGGGUGGUGGUGGUGGUGGUGGUGGUGGUGGUGGUGGCGGCGGCCGACCAGCUCGGGACGAAGAGGAGGGGGAGGAGCGGCAGGGCGCAGCCGAGCUUCUCGCCGGUUUCGAGGGCGAUUCGUCCCGGCUGUGGAGCAGCGACAGCGACGAGGGCAGCGAGCUAGAGGGUGGACCGGAAGAGCAGGAGGAGGAGGAGGACGGCGUCGGGUCGUUUUCGUCGGCGCUACCGGUGGUCGAGGAUGUCGACGAGGGGGGGACACGAGAGUGGCUGCAGGCGUUUGAGGAUGACGGCGAAGGCAGUCCGCGUGCCGCUGGCUACACCGCUGGCGAAAUCGAAGCGGAACGCUCCGGUCGUUGGGGCAAGGUCGAGAACAACGGCGCUAGCACUCAACUUGUCGAGCCGCUGGCUCCCUCCUAUCCACCCUCUUCUUCUCCAAACACGGGGGUCGACAGCAAGAACCUCGCCCGGCGUGCCUCGCACCCCCCCGCCGCUCGUCACAACUACGGAUCCCCUUGCAUCGGAGCCGAUAUUCGGAGCCUCGGCGGUCGCCGCGGUGCCCACGACGGGGAUGUCCAUGGUUCAUCGUUCCUGCGGCCUUGCCAAACGCUGGAAGCGUGCCAGACCCGGGGGGGGAAGGCGGUCGGGAGGCGGCGUCGCAGCAUCCCGGAGGCCGAGGUGGUCCGAGCAGCGCUGCACAUGCUGGCGGGGCUUUCGGGAGACAUCUUCGUGCGACGGGUUAGAGGCGACGCGUCGGACACCAGAGGCGAGCAGCUGUCGCAGCAAGAACGCCACCGUGCUGUCGGGGCGAGGGGCACCGGCGGUGGAGGGAGAACAGGCGGGGGGAGCAGGGGGCCCGGCGACCGGUGGGAUGUCGUCUCCGGCAGCGCGAGGGCGCGGCGGGGUCAAGAAUGGUUUUCUUUGAGCGAGUCGGCGGCGAGCGACCUCGCGGUGGCCAGCCUGUCCCCGGAGGCCCUCGCGGGCGUUCUCGGAGACCUCGUGCGGGUGGGCAGCACGGUGGAGUACCUGCGGGCCUUCGUCACCGACGCCGAAGGGUCGGCAUCGGUCGCAGCGGAGGCGGCGGCGGCGGUUCUCCGCCAACGCGUUCCCCGUGGACAUGGGGAAGGACGAGACACUGCCGUCGAGCACGACAGCAGCAGCACCAGCAGCGGCAGCGGGGAGACAAUCGUGGGUCUUCUCUCUCUGCUGCGACCGGAGGCUGAGAGCCUCGAACUCACCCGACAGCUGGUCGAGGACGGGGCCGGCUGGUGGGUCGCGACCCCUCCGGAAGAAGAAGAAGAAGGUGAAUGGCCGCAGAAUCGGCGGCGGCGGCGAACGGGUGCCGAGAGGCACGUGGGCGGUGGCAGCGGCGCGGGUCUGCACGAGCGGACGGGGCGGCUCCUCUCGGUGCUGCACGACGCCCUGGUGUCGAGCGCGCUCGUAGGAAUCGGGCCAACCCCGCCAGAGAAGUCCCGCGGGGUCGGCGACACGGCAGCGCGGGCGCCUCGGCGACGCGGCUGGCUCUUGCACAUGUUCUGCGAGGUUCUUGCCCCGUACCUUCGUCUUGUUGACUCCUGGAUAACCGAGGGGCGACUUUUAGACCCCCACGGGGAGCUUUUCUUCUCCCGGAUCGGCGGCGGCGGUGGUGCCGAAGGGCACGGCCGCGCUGCCGCCGCCGCCGCCGCCGCCGCCGACAAUAUUGGUGGUCACAAUCGCCAAGCGACAGCUGUUGGUCGUGACCCUGUGGUGCACGUGUGGGACACGGGGAUCGUGCUUCACUCGAAGGCCUUGCCGCCGUUCCUCGCGCCCCUGGCGCCCGCGGUGGCCCUGGCGGGACAAGACAUCUCGCUGAUGCGGAGGGUGAGGGCGCUCGUCGGGGGUGGUAGCUCUUCACCCGCCUCCCUCGGCGGCAGCAGCAGCAAAGACGCCGGCGGCUCCCGUCGUCCCGGGCCACCCCCGCCUCCUUCACGGAAAGCGAGGACGGGGGCGAUGGCGUCCCCGGGGAGCGAGACCUUUUCGCUAGCGGAAACCCUCUCGGAAUCUCUCCGUCGGCUUGCGGAACGCGUGCGGCGAGCAAACGACGCCGGCCCGUCGAGGAAGAAGGAUCAAGACGAUGGCGCCGGAUGCACGGGAAGAGGCGACCGCCGUUCCGGUGGUGGAGGUGGCGGUGGCGGCGAUGCUGCUGCUGCCACCGCUGCUGUUUCUCCGGUGUCCUCGUCGGGGCUGGAUGGGAUCAUCGACCUCGAGGAGAGCCGCGAGGGAGCGAAGCAAGAUGACGAGCUCGGUUUCUUCGGAGGGACGGCGCAGCUGGCCCUGAAGCCGGGCGCGAUGUUUCAGCGUCCGCUGCACCCUUCCCUCGCCCCUCCCUCGCCCCCAUCCACACGAGGACCGUCGCCGGCCGUCGGGGGACGGAGGAUAGCAUCCUGCUUCAUCGCGGGUAUGAGCCGCCGCGGCCGCGGGGGUGGUAGCAGCGACGUGCGCGGGGCGGGGGGGUACCCUGGUGGUGGUGGCGGAGAAGAAGACGAAGCGACCAUGGAAGACGAGGUCGCGAAAGCGCUCCCGCCGACGAUGGUCCUGGAGACAUGCCUCCUGGGGGCCCUCCGGGAACACUGCCGGCUGGCCAGCUCGAGCUGCUUGUCUGUGUUCGCGGACGAGCUAGGCAUUGUCAGCAUUGCAGGCGUGCUGAGGGACGUCUACCUUUCUCCCGGCGGGGCCAAGACCGACGCCCCGCUUUCACGCUUCCGCGGGGUGCUGUUCGGUCUCCUGGGGGCGUUGCCUCUAACCACGGCCGCGGGGGGAGGAGACGGGGGCGGCUCUUCGCCAGCUGGUCUGUUGAUGUUGGACGGGUUGGUGGUGCGUGAUGUGCCCGCCUUCCUUCAGGAUGGGUCGCGACUCACGGCCCUGCUCCAAUCCUCCCUGGCAAUGUCGGGGGUCGAGGAGGGCUGCGGCGGGGGGAGAAGAAGAGACACGAGCGGCGCGGUCGGCAGCAGCGCAGGCGGACCGGCAGUGGGCCCUGGCAAGGAUAGCGGGGGCUGGCUACGCUCGCCCGUGGCAGGCAGUGACCGCCCCCUCCUGGAGCACUUUUUGGUCGAGUGCCGCCCGGAGGUUGUGCGGGAGUGGAGGAGGGAGGGCGCAGGAGGUCAGCGCCGAGGAUGCAGGCAGCGCGCCAGCAGCAGCGCAGUAAAUGAAUCUGCGGUGGCCGACGGCGGUGACGGCUGCGCCGCGUUUCCCCUCGCACGCGACGGGCGCUGCGUAGAUCUUCGGGCGUUUUCCUGCCUUCAGUUGGAAUGCCGGCUUCCCUGGCCCAUCUCGGUGGCGCUCCCGCCUCGGUCGAUGGACAAGUACUCGAGGACCCUGGGGCUGCUGCUCAAGCUGGAGUUCACAAACCACGUCCUGGAGGAGGCCCACGUUUUUCACAGCCACGCGCAGCGGGAUCGUUCGAGUUCGGAGGGAGAGCUGGACAAGCGGCACCUGCAGCAUUGCAGGCUCUUCGCGUUCUUGCGAGUUGCGAGAGCGGUGCGAAGCUACGCCUUCACCCAGGCGUUGGUGAAGCCAUGGGCUGCGUUCGAGGCGCGGUUACCCCUGUGCGACUCUCUUCGGAGCUUCGUCCGACUCCACGAGGCCUACCUUGAUCUCAUCCUCGAGAGGUGUUUCUUGCUGCCGCGCACGAGACAAACGCUGGCGUACCUGCUCGACGCCCUGCAGGCUGGCAUCGCCUUCUCCCAGAGAUACGGGGAGUAUGUCAUCCAGCUUGAUGACCGAUCCGGAAGAUCGUCUGACGGGGCAUCGGAGACGAAUAGCGGGUUCACCCAGGGUCCUAGCGCUGUUCGCGGGGAGGAAGAUGGGGGGGGCAACGGGGGCGAGGGGGGGGGCGAGGCGUGCAGGGAGUCUUUGAAGAAGCUGGACGAGCUGUGGGAUGACCUGGUGUCGGCGCUUGGUUUCGUAAUUCCGCUGCUCAAGGAGAUGGUACGUUCCAGGAGCGCCGUCUACGUCAACGAGCUGCUCACGGAGCUCGAGUUCAACCACUUCUUUGAGCGUCAAGAGACGUGGAGGGUGGAGAGAAGAGCCCCCCGUGUCUAG
Molecule: messenger RNA, 4551 nt
Organism: Ectocarpus siliculosus
Lineage: Eukaryota; Phaeophyceae; Ectocarpales; Ectocarpaceae
Source: the annotation of a GenBank genome assembly